AUGACAGCUCUGAGACUCUUGCCGGCCGUGGCAGCAGCCUUGAUGGUAGCUCCCGCUGCUUUUGGGUUUGUGAAUCAACCAUCUUUUGUCAACAAGAUUGCUGCGGCUACCACUCAUGGCAGUGACAGUACUACCAGUCUGUACAUUUCCUCGUGGGGUACCGGGAGUUCUCCGUUUGCAUACAAAUCCACGGAAAGCGAGAAUAUCGAAGAAAAUGUGCAAGCCUACUUGAAAGCACCGGAAGCCGUGGAAGCUCGUGUCAAUGUGGAUGGCGCCUGUCUUGUGAGUGGACUGGUCAAGAGCAAAGAAAGAACAGAUCAGACCAUGUUUGACUUGUUGAACCACGAGGAUUCGGCCUUUGAAUUCGACAAGAUUGUGGCCUUUGUGGAUGAUAUUAAAUUCGCCAAGAAACGUCUCUUGUCCAGAUCGGCUCGAUACACGGGAUUGUUGGAUAAAUUAGAUUUCAAAGAGGCAGCUGCUCCAGGCGCCUUGCCUACGGAAGCUGACUUGGAAGGAGUCAAGAGCUGGGUAGCCUAUUUGGAUGCCACCACCUCUGAUAAUGUCUUGGCUGAAGUGGAAGGAAUUGCUGAAAAAGCCAAGGCCGUUGCCUCUGUGGAAAAUGUCGCCAUUUUGCUUACCAAUGCCAACGGAUUGGACGCUGCUGCCUCCAAGGCUGCGUUGGAUAAAUUGCAAGGGGGCGACUCCAUGGCGUACACAUUGGUAGCCGUGGGAAAAAUUGAAGAACAUCAAGAAGGGUCGGAAGCGUACCGCUACACGGAGUUUGGAACGGACGACGGUGUCUUGCCCGAUACGGCCGUCUUUUCUCGUGAUGAAUCUCUUCGAAUGAUUACCGAGUUGUUGCAAUUGGAAUGUGGCAAGGACAAGGCUCUGUGCUUUCGAGAAGUUUACAAUGCCAAUAUUACCGAAGCUCGUUUGAUCAAGGGAUUGCGAGAGGCAGGAUAUGCUCGUCCUCAGGAAAUUGAUCACAUGAUUCGUGAUGGGCCCAAGGCUUACAAGGAGGCUGUGGAAAAGUGGAAGACGGAAUACCCGGAUGCCGCCAAGGGAUACACCAGCGAUGCCUGGUGGGAGUCGGAAGAAUUCCAAAAGUCUGUCAAGGCACGCCAAAGCAAAAACGAAAAAGAGAUUCAAAUGGUCAAGGAUGCCAAACAGGAAGAAGUGGAAAAGAUUGCCAAAGAAUGGGCCAAGCGAGAAUACUUUCGCGAAAGCAUGUCGGCCGAUGGCACCAAAUUGACCAAAGAGGAAUACAUCGAAUCCGUCUGGGAACGAGCUCUCUUCGAGGGAGAUCUCAAGUAUCGUGAAACGCACAACGAAGACAGUGAUCCCCAGGGAGAAUUGGUUGAUUUCAAAGCCCUUCAAGAACGAAAACAGGUGGCCAUGCUCAAGAGAGCCAAGCAGGAAUUGAGAGACGUGCUGGAUGAGGAAAAUUUGGGAGGAGAUGUCCCUGGAUUGGAUGAUGAUGAGGAAAAACCCGAGGAUCCGGAUGACAAGAAAAUGUCCUAG
Messenger RNA from Seminavis robusta, 1521 nucleotides. NCBI's taxonomy places the organism in Eukaryota, Bacillariophyta, Bacillariophyceae, Naviculales, Naviculaceae. The record is from the annotation of a GenBank genome assembly.